GCUGGGCGCGCGCGUCGGUCAUAGCAGGUAUCCCGAGCGCGCGCGUUUACGCAUCACCGCCAACUCCAUCCAAUGAUCGAGCCGUUCAGCUUCACACGGGCCACGACGCGGCGAUAAGGACCGAGAGAGACUGAAAGAGGACAGAGGGGAGACAUAUAUACUUACGGCGCGAGAAGCCCGACCGAGAGGAAACACACAAACACAGAAAGGCGGAAAGAAUCGCAACACUAUGAAGGCGUGCGCCGGUGCGAUGUUCUGCGGGACAGUAGCGAUGCUGCUACUGGCCUCGGGCGGGGAUGCGGCGGCGGACGGGGGCAUCUCCUUCGAGUACCACCGGUAUGAGGAGAUGCGGAAAGCCCUGGUGUCUGUGUGGCUGCAGUGCCCCUCCAUCACCCGCAUCUACACCAUUGGGGAAAGCUUCGAGGGCCGCGAGCUGCUCGUGCUGGAGAUGAGCGACAACCCGGGGGUCCACGAGCCUGGCGAGCCGGAGUUCAAGUACAUCGGGAACAUGCAUGGCAAUGAGGCUGUGGGCAGGGAGCUUCUCAUCUACCUGGCCCAGUACCUGUGCAACGAGUACCAGCGCGGCAACGACAGCAUCAUCAACCUGGUGCACUCCACACGCAUCCACAUCAUGCCCUCAAUGAACCCAGACGGCUUCGAGAAGGCUGCCUCCCAGUCUGGUGACAUGAAGGAUUGGUUUGUGGGUCGGAGCAACGCUCAGGGUAUCGAUCUGAACCGUAACUUUCCGGACCUGGACCGCAUUGUCUACAUGAACGAGCGGGAGGGGGGAGCUAACAACCACCUGUUGAAGAACAUAAAGAAAGCAGUUGACGAAAACACCAAGCUCGCUCCAGAGACCAAGGCAGUAAUUCACUGGAUCAUGGACAUUCCUUUUGUGCUGUCUGCCAACCUGCAUGGAGGGGAUGUGGUGGCCAACUACCCAUAUGAUGAAACCCGCAGUGGCUCCACCCAUGAGUACAGUGCCAGCCCCGAUGACCUGGUGUUCAAGAGUCUGGCGCGGGCAUACUCCAGCUACAACCCUGUGAUGUCGGACCCCAAAAGGUCACCAUGCCGCCGGAACGACGACGACUCAAGCUUCAAAGAGGGCACCACCAAUGGCGGGGCUUGGUACAGCGUACCUGGAGGCAUGCAGGACUUUAACUACCUGAGUAGUAAUUGUUUUGAGAUCACACUGGAGUUAAGCUGUGAUAAGUUCCCUCUGGAGAACACCCUCAAAACAUAUUGGGACCAGAAUCAAAACUCCCUCAUCAACUACAUAGAGCAGGUUCAUCAUGGAGUGGCAGGUUUUGUACGUGAUCUUCAAGGUAAUCCUAUCUCCAAUGCCUCUAUUUCUGUGGAGGGCAUCGACCAUGACAUUACCUCAGCUAAGGAUGGUGAUUACUGGCGUUUGCUGCUUCCUGGUAACUACAAGAUUUCUGCUUCAGCUCCCGGAUACUUGACCGUUAUCAAGAAGGUGGCUGUCCCCAGUGGCCCUGCUACUCGGCUCGACUUUGAACUGGAGUCACUGGAGGAACGGAAGGAAGAGGAGAAGGAGGAGCUUAUGGACUGGUGGAAGAUGAUGUCAGAGACACUUAACUUCUAACUGGCCAAAACGGUCACUGUUUGGUUUCCUAUUGGCUGAGGGUAUCAGGAGCAUCCUGGGUGUAAAAUAUUUAAUCAUUGUUGUAUUUAUGCUCACCCACACAAAGGCAGAUUUUUUUUUUCCCAAAGAGCACUACAUGAAGACUCUAAAAUAGGUUCAUUAUGUAUAAUAAGAGCUUUAUUCAUGCAUAUGAGGGCACAAGUAGGUUACGUAAAAUUCUAUCACAGAAUUGCUACUCUGGUAAUAGAAAAACCUUUGGCCAUCUACAUAACCCUGGAUUAUAUAGAUUAUAGUGGUAAUUUUUUAAGUUUUCUGGAAUCCUUCUGUUAUGCUCUUCACAGAUGAAUGACGAAUUAAUAUUUUAUUGUUGAGCAUCUAGCUUACAGGUGUUGUAGCAACAUGUUAAUUGUCCGCUGCCUGUGUCCACACACACGCACGCACACACGCACACACACGGGAAGGGACUAACUCAGUCGGUGUGGUUUAAUUGACUGAUCUUUCAUUUUUAACCAUGUGUUUGACAUUGCUAUUGUGAGAUACUUUCAUAACCACAGUCAUCAAUUGCACCAAUCAACCAGGAAGCACUGUCAUGAAUGAAUUAAUCUGCCAGAAAUUACUCAUAAUUAUCAGUCUGCAUUACAGUUAUGACCAAUUAGGACUGAAGCCAGUUUAGACAGCGCUGAUAAAUGACAUAUUAAUACUAAUGUCUCUUUCUUGUUUUGAAACAGUGUCCUGUGAAUUUAAUUAAUGUUCACCUUUUUCUUAUUUUAAAAGGAGUUGCAUUUGUAAACCUAUCAUAUCUAGUUUUAUGAUAUUCUUGAAUAUUUAAACUGACUGUAAAGAGUACUCAUGGAUGUCAAAUAACAUCCAUUAUUAUUAGAACUAUAUAAAAACCUGAGUCAAUAUAGUUAUAAACUUGUACAAUAUAUGUUCUUGAAGUAAAGUUACACUUUAAAAGCAACAGAUUUUGAUGGCACAAUUGGGAGAGAUGGCAGUGUCUCUCAAAAUGAGAAAUAGCUCGUGAGAUAUUACAUUUUGUAAACAAUACUGAAAUGUAUCAGUCCAUGACAGAACAAUGUUAACAAACGCCCUGUAAUAUUUUUGUCCUGCAACCAUAAAUGACUGUUUAGCUUGCCACUGUUUCUAUCAUGAAAACAUGAAGUAUGUUUAGAAUCACACUGGCAAAUCACCAGUGUUAAAUUAAGACCUGCGUUGCUCGGGUGGUUUCCAAUGAAUGCUUAACACCUACAAUUGUAGCGUGUUCAAACACUAGGCUUUAUGAUAAAUUUCAGUCCUGUCAGCAUAAAACCCAAAGCCAUAACUAAAGAUUAUUUGAGAUAUAUGGUUCUAUAACUUUCCAAAUUUAUGUGUUAAAUAUAUAUGAAUGUAAUGAUGAUUUAACUGGAUACUGCAAUUCACAAACAAAUUAAAAUUUCUUUCUGUUGUCAGUC
Molecule: messenger RNA, 3054 nt
Organism: Electrophorus electricus (electric eel)
Lineage: Eukaryota; Metazoa; Chordata; Actinopteri; Gymnotiformes; Gymnotidae
Gene: cpe
Product: carboxypeptidase E
Biological process (GO): peptide metabolic process; protein processing
Molecular function (GO): zinc ion binding; metallocarboxypeptidase activity
Source: RefSeq, a predicted model, not a curated record